Quercus lobata is the source of this 898-nucleotide messenger RNA. Its product is annotated as anthocyanin regulatory C1 protein-like. Bases 42 to 446 code for a protein of 134 amino acids. NCBI's taxonomy places the organism in Eukaryota, Viridiplantae, Streptophyta, Magnoliopsida, Fagales, Fagaceae. The transcript is spliced from 3 exons. The record is from RefSeq and is a predicted model, not a curated record.
AAUCUAAAAAGAGAGCAAAAAGUUGUUGUGAGAGAGCAGAAAUGGGAAGGAGGCCAUGCUGUGCAAAAGGUGUAAUCAGAGGAGCAUGGUGUGCAUGGGAAGAUGACAUCCUUAAAAACUACAUUGAAAUCCAUGGCGAAGGGAAAUGGACAGACCUGCCUCAAAGAGCUGGGCUGAGGCGAUGUGGGAAGAGUUGCCGACUUCGUUGGUUGAAUUAUCUAAGGCCAGAUAUCAAGAGAGGCAACUUUUCUGAGGACGAAGAAGAUCUCAUUAUCAAACUACAUAAGCUUCUUGGUAACAGUUGGUCACUUAUUGCUCGGAGAUUACCAGGCCGAACUGACAAUGAGAUAAAGAAUUACUGGAACACCAUUUUAAGUAAGAGGAUAAAAAAUUUGACAUCAAAUUCCAAUCCAAGAAUAAAACCGAUUGCUCACCCUGUGUUUUGACCAAAAGCAGUACGGUGCACAAAGGUUAUUCUUCCAUGGCAACCAGAUAAUAAUCAAAUAUUGUUCAAUGAAAAUAUAGUUCCUUAUGGGAAUAGAGAAAACCUAUUUCCUUCAGUUCAGCCGGAGAAUAAUAUCUCUAAUUGCCUAAUAGAUUUGGAUACAAAUUACCUUUUGAGAUCAGAUGUGCAAAAUUCAGAUGGCCACCAAACCAACGAAAUCAAUGUACGUGACAUUGUGUUGGAUUUGCCAGUUUCUGGAUGCGAUGCCAAGCUUAAAGAUUUAAUGGAUGAAGGGAAGCCUGAGAAUUGGAAGGCUACUAAUCCUUUUCAGCCAAAUGAAGCUAUGGAUCUUAACACACUGGCAUCUUUUCUAGAUUCAGAAGAUACAUGGAUUUGUUGAAAGUAAACGAGAUGCAUAACUAAGCCCAUUAUCUAUAGUCAUCUAUGCGUAUC